Messenger RNA from Symsagittifera roscoffensis, 2390 nucleotides. RefSeq lists its product as uncharacterized. The record is from RefSeq and is a predicted model, not a curated record. Gene Ontology annotation, molecular function: calcium ion binding. Lineage: Eukaryota; Metazoa; Xenacoelomorpha; Acoela; Convolutidae. Bases 140 to 2086 code for a protein of 648 amino acids. The transcript is spliced from 4 exons. Gene Ontology annotation, cellular component: plasma membrane.
ACUAUGAACAACAUUGCACUAUCAAAUAGUAUUACUUACAAAUUAUCAGUUACUGGGUUAGUUUUUACAAACUCCCAGAAACCGACCAGCAGUACACAUAUUUGCACGAGUUGAACUUAACUUCGAUGGUCGAUCUCAAAUGAUGAUAAUAUUAGGACCAAAGACUCAGAGGUACUGCGAGACUUUUCUGCAGCAUUGCACGGAAAAAGAAGGACAAUUGGUGAUUGCAUCUGAAGACCUGAAGAAUGUGUUUCGAGGCAGUAAAUUGUAUCCCACCCCGACCCAAGUGUUAAAUAUAGUGCAUCAGGCUUACAAGAGUCAGAGUCCUAACCAUGCAGUCACCUUCGGUAGUUUUUGCGCGGGAAUGUACGAGUUCGAGUGUCGAUUGUCUCUGGCAAAACAGACUAGAGACAUUCCGAGUCCAGAAGAUGACUGGCAGAACCCGAUCUACUACCAGUCACAUUACAGUCCUCUUAAGAGCUCCAAAACCAUGCACUUCUCCAAGGAGUCCAAACAAGCGUCAUCACUUGACCGCGACGAAAUCUACGAAAGCGGCAGUCGCACAAUCAGUCGUCUAACUUCAUCCUGUCACAGUUCUCCUUUGUCAUCAACAAUGGAUAUAGUUUACAAUAAAUUGGGGUCACAGUCAAAAACCGCGACAACCGCCUCGCUCCAAAACUUCUUCAUCAAACCCCACGAAGUAUUUCUGGGAGGAGCGUGCAACCCGACCACGUGGCGAUGGGAGAUAGCGAUUCCAUACCUGAAGCAUAAUUUUACGACAUACUUCAAUCCGCAGAAAGAUAACUGGUCUCCGGAAAUGAUCGAGAGCGAGGAAAUAGCCAAACGCAGCGCUAAGUUGCUUCUUUUUGUUCUUGAUUGCCGAGAGACGAGAGGUAUUGUGUCGCUUAUAGAGGUUUGCCACUUGGCUGGGGCAAAGAAGCCGCUUCUGGUUGUACUCAUAGGCGAAAAAUAUACUGCCAACACAAAAAUCAACGGACAGACUCUAAAUAACGAAGAAAUAGAUGAUUUGAACAGAGGCUUAGUGUUGCUGAAUACUUUCAUAGACAAAAUGAUGGUGCCUGUUUUCGGUGAAAUGAAGUCAGCGCUGCAAGCCUGCUCGUACCUUCUGAAGUAUAACAAACACCCUUCUUGUCUGAACAGCUACUCUCAAAUUCCUGAUAUAAUGGUGGGAGAAUCACUUGGAGAAAUUAGGCGUUGCUUCAAUGAACUCGAUCUUCAAUCUCGCGGAUUUUUGAGCUUAGACGAAACUUGCUUGGCAUUGAAGCUUCUUUUCGGGCUACAUGCUGAGUUUCCAUCUCUUUUCUAUCAGAUUUUGAGGUCGCAUUUUCUGCAGCGAUCUGAAGAUGAAGACUCUCUUGAUGAUGUUCAAAUAAGUUUGGAUGAGUUUUCAGCUCUUGCGGUGGAAAUGUCGGAGUUCUUGACAUCGACGGAAAAUAGUCGUGGCUUCAAACAGAAGCGAAUUCGUCGAAAAGAAUCGAAUGGAAAUUCACCUAGACUCAGCAGUACUUAUUACACAUGGCUAUCAGCGGGAUUCCUCAAUCCAGUGCCAAAAGAAACUCGCAGUGAAAUGUCUGAUAUGCCUCCUCUUUUACUGUCUUCCCCUUUUCUCACAUCUUGUGCGCCGCUGAAAAAGGAUGUGUUUCUUGGCGGGAGCUGCAAUGGCUUAGAAUGGAGAGAGAAAAUUGCGAUUCCAUUUCUACUGGAGCACGGAAUCACGUACUACAACCCCCAGACACACCCAUGGGACUGCUCAAUGUUUGUUAAAGAAGAACUUCAGAAAAACGCCUGCACAGUUCUGUUCUACUUCAUAUCUUCCUCAUCUCGCUCCGUUGCCAGUAUGUGCGAGGCUGCCUUUUUUGUUGGACAGGGAAUCAAGAGCAUAGUGUUGUGUGUGGAACCGUUCUGCAGCACCUCAGGAGGAGGUGCAGAUUGUCUGGCUAAGGACUAUAAGCGAGGCAGAGCGUAUCUGACGGAUAUGGCCAACCAACUCCACAUUCCAGUUUACUCGAAAAUAGAAAAUGCUCUGAGUAAUUUACUUGAUAAGGUCAAAGGAACUUGGGUUUAGCAGUUAUAUAUAGCAAUAAACAGACCUGCACAGUGCAAAGCUUCGAUUUUUGAAGAAAUUUCAGUUGGACAUUAGAUUCAGUGUCAUCAUAUUAAGAAUCAUGACGACAGACUGAUCUCUAUAUUUUUCUAUCUCAGCUCGCGUAGAUCGUGAAAUCAGGGACUUGUUUAAAAUUAGUUCAAAACUUAUUUACAUAUUUGCAAUUACCUAUGCUCAAAUUAAUCUGUUUUUACUGUACAUACUUGGUAGUUUUAAUGAUGCCUAUUUAAUUUGAAAUUUUUAUUGCGCAAUCAAGUGUCAAUCA